AUGGCCACAUCAACUACCACUGCUAUUCUGCUGCGCGUGAAGACCGGAGAUGGCCAACCAGCAGAAGUGGAAAUCGAGAGCCGGGCGACCAUCGCUGCCCUCAAGCAGAAGAUUUCCGAAAUCACUAAAAUCCCCCCGACGGGGCAGAAGUUGAGGGCAGACGGAUUCGAGUUUAAAGACAAUGAUGACAAACGUAUUGUCGGCGAUGUUCUCAAGAGCAGAGCCACCUUGCACUUUAUCAACGAAAAGCCGCAGCCUCAAGUUCAGGCGGGCGGCGGCAAGGCAACGAAGCAAGGACAUGAGUACAAAGGCACCCGAGCCAAGAACAGUGUCGUUCAACAAGGCACCAAGGUCGAGACAGGUUUCCAAGUUCGAACGGUCAGCUAG
Messenger RNA from Colletotrichum chrysophilum, 387 nucleotides. RefSeq lists its product as uncharacterized. The transcript is spliced from 3 exons. The coding region runs from base 1 to 387 and encodes 128 amino acids. Gene Ontology annotation, molecular function: protein binding. The record is from RefSeq and is a predicted model, not a curated record. Lineage: Eukaryota; Fungi; Ascomycota; Sordariomycetes; Glomerellales; Glomerellaceae.